Molecule: messenger RNA, 1539 nt
Organism: Hydractinia symbiolongicarpus
Lineage: Eukaryota; Metazoa; Cnidaria; Hydrozoa; Anthoathecata; Hydractiniidae
Exons: 2
Coding region: 494-1462 (322 amino acids)
Source: RefSeq, a predicted model, not a curated record
GGGCAACUUACGGACAGUCCCUAACAGGCCAAUGUAGUGAUCUCACUAUGGGGAAAGAACUUUUCAUGUCGGUUUUUAGGCUAAAUCGUAGCUUUUGAUGGACUGUUCUUAAAAAAAGCUGUUAAAAUAUUAUAAACUAAAAAAUGACGUCACAGCGUCGAUUUCAAGUUUCCUUGUCGGUUCGUUUUAAUUGAAUUUAUUCAAAAAUACGGCUCCGGGAAACUUUUAACAGCUUUUUUGUUAGUCACUGACAUAUCAGGCACGAAUUGUGACAGAUAAAAUAUUUACAGGUUGCCCGCGCAUAGUGAGAACACUGUUUUCCGACAGUUUUUCAAAUAUUUCGUCAAAAUAGGGCAUUUUUGUCAACAUUUGACGACAGUGUCGGGAAUACGUCGAGUUUUUCCGUAAUGUUAGCAGAAGCGCGAAAAUUGAAAAUGGUAGCUUAAGGCGGUAAAAUAUAUAAACAUUAUUUUUGCCGAACAAUUACUGCAGUAUGGGAACUUUUUUUCAAUGUGCGUUUAUGAGAGCUGAAGUAAUACGCAGUACUCAAAGUAUUAGUUAUCGCAACAAAGAUGUACGUUUUAAUAAUUUUUUGGCUAUGUUUCCGCAUCAAUCAAUAACUAAGGAAUACUUUAACAGAAAGGCCGGCGAGCUUAAUGCAUUUGUCAGAAAAUUUAAAUGGAUGGACGAAAAAAGGUGUAAGUACCUGGAGGAGUUUUCAAGAGAAAAGUGGUUAAAGCUGGACAGUGACAAGCAAAAAUAUCAUACAACGCACGAAUGUGUAGGAUGCAGUUCACUUAAAGCCGAUAUAAAUACAUUUCCAAUUUCAACAACACACAGACGCAAAAAACCUAAUCGGUUGAAAACACCCUUAGCUGAUAUCACAAAUACACCAGAUACACCAAUAAAUAUUACUCUCGAAAUUCCGCACACAAAAAAUGACAUUUCAUAUAUGAAAGGAGCAGCCGAGUUUGUUCUUGACAGUGUCAAUGACAAAUGGGAUAAAAUAUUUGAUACACCGUUUACUAAAAUUUUGACGAAGGUGAAAUCAGCUAACGUUGCGGAAGUAAAAACAAAUUGCGAAAAGAAAAGAGAGUUAGGGCAAAAAAAUACAAAAAUUAAAAAAUGCCUGGAAAAAAAAUGUUUUGGUCAAGGCAAAGUCAUGGAUACGAUUUUGGGAAUCAGACAGUCCAAAUCUACCUACAAAAAAUCAAGAUCCAUUCAGUAUCUUGAGAAUAAAGAAAAAGCAGUUGAAAGAAUGAUUGGAAGAAAACAAUCACUGCAAUCUCAAACAGAUGAUACACCAAUGAAGAAAAAGAGGCAUAGUCCAGACACGAAUAAAAUUAAUUUUGACAAAAAUGCACUGUUAGAAGAAGUAAAGCAUAUGGAAGAUGGUUCAAAGGUAGUUACGAAUAUAAUAUUCUGUAAACAGUACUUACAAUAUCCAUUAACACACGGAUAAUUUUUAUAAAUUUUAGAUAAAUUAUUCUGAAUUGGCACGAAAGUAUGGCAUUCCUGGCACCACUGGAAAUACGGUUG